This is a messenger RNA of Aspergillus neoniger CBS 115656, 300 nucleotides long. RefSeq lists its product as uncharacterized. Bases 1 to 300 code for a protein of 99 amino acids. The record is from RefSeq and is a predicted model, not a curated record. The transcript is spliced from 2 exons. Lineage: Eukaryota; Fungi; Ascomycota; Eurotiomycetes; Eurotiales; Aspergillaceae.
AUGGCUUCGAAUCAGAAGGUUCGCCGCAUUGUCCUUACGGGCGCUGUCACGGUCAUUACGAUUGCUGGUUCGCUUUAUGGCGCUGGCAUUAAGACCGGGCAACAGGUUACUCAGCAAGCCCAAAAAACCCAAGAAGUUACCAUUGACGACCGAAUCGACGGCCUCCGAAGCAUGCGACAGAAUCUGGUAUCGAAGAAGGAGCUCGUCGAGAAGCAGCUCCGCGACUUGGACGUGAAGAUCGAGGAAAGGAAGCUGAAGAAUAUGGAUGGGCCGAAGAGGGAGCCACCGAAUUAUAAGUAA